This is a messenger RNA of Funneliformis geosporum, 792 nucleotides long. NCBI's taxonomy places the organism in Eukaryota, Fungi, Glomeromycota, Glomeromycetes, Glomerales, Glomeraceae. The record is from the annotation of a GenBank genome assembly.
AUGCCGAAAAUCCAUAUCGUACUUAUAGCCGUGCUCAGUAAUGUGCAGAGUGAAGUAUAUAACAUUGGUUUUGCUAUUGAAAUCACACAAAGACUUAGAGAAAGAAUCGUUCCUGAUACACCUGAAGAUUAUGAAAAAAUUUAUAUUGAUUGUUGGGAUAAUGAGCCGGACAAUCGUCCAGCCAUGAUCAAAGUGGUUUAUGAAUUAUAUGCAAUUAUUACAAAAACAAAUAUAAAUUAUCAUAAUCAAAUGAAUAAUGAAGAAUCAAAAUUUCAAUUAUCUGUGCAACAACUUCACUUGAAUGCUGCUAACCCUUUUUCCGGAAUUAGCAAAUCCUCAAAUGAAUUAACUGAUAAUAAUGAUAAUAAUGGUGAUAAAAUUUAUGGUAUUAUUCCUUAUAUGGCUCCAGAGGUUUUUCAUGGACAAGAUUAUACUACAGCCUCAGAUAUCUAUAGUCUUGGUAUGAUUAUGUGGGAGUUAAUGACUGGUAGAAGGCCUUUUUGGGAUCAUGAUCAUGAUACACAUCUUAUUAUUAGAAUAUGUGAUAAUAUACGACCUCCAAUUGUUACAAAUGCACCUGAAGGUUAUAUUGAAUUAAUGGAAAAAUGUUGGCAUUCUGAUCCAAAUAAAAGGCCAACCGCUAAUUAUUUAAAAGAAGUAGUUGAUAAUUAUUUAACAAAAGAAUUGGAAAUAGAUAUUAAUGCGAAUACUGUGAAUAUUAAUGAAUCUAAUGAAGAAUAUUUAUCCAGAGAAAUUGAUAUUGAUAUUAAUUUAAAUGUAAAAGAAAUUUAG